Nothobranchius furzeri (turquoise killifish) is the source of this 1380-nucleotide messenger RNA. RefSeq lists its product as uncharacterized. Lineage: Eukaryota; Metazoa; Chordata; Actinopteri; Cyprinodontiformes; Nothobranchiidae. The record is from RefSeq and is a predicted model, not a curated record.
ACUAAACAGUCCUUCGUCACAGGACUUCUGAGUAAUGUUUUGGGUGACGAACAGCUGAGUUUGUUGCCAUUUUGUCAACAAAACCGUCUGAAGAGGAUCAGAGAGCUUACUGGAUUGGCCAACAUCCCUCCAGUCCACAUAAGGAGUAGCAUCAGGAAUAAAUGAGGAAUAUUUUCUACUUUUGACAGAGAACUUCCAACAAACAGCAAGAAAAUCAUGCCAUAAAAGCUCCUCACUUCCACGAGUCACACAGCGAGCCACGAGCCAGGACACUUUUAGGUUUGUAACACGUAAUGCCAGCAACUCCAGCUAUGACCGAAAUACAGAAUAUCAUUCAAAUAGUAUUUCCCGUCCUGGUGAUCGUUGUUGCUUCCAUUCUGCUCUGCUUCUACCUUCUGUUGAAAAAGAAAAGAGAACAAUGUGACACCAACAGAUCGAUGCAGGUCCAAGCUAUUUCCCCAUCAGGGUAUCGGGUGGAGGAGGACACGCACUUUGACCCGUUCCCUCCUCGUUACAGCAUUGUGGUUUGCCCACCACCAUACGCAAUGUUUGACCCAAAGCUGACAAACGUCUGGCCUGGAGGCCCCCCUCCUCCCUACGAGAUGUACCCGAUAACCCUUCCCCUGGCACCUCACUGGAUGACUCCAGCAGAACCUCUACAGCUGACCCGUCCAGCCUCACCCCAGCAGAACCCUCCCCCCACUCCCCAGCGGUACCACAGAGCAUCUGUUGGCUAAAAAGCUCAGUUUCCUUGUCAAGACUCCUUGUUUCAUUAUUUAUUACACUGUGACUUUAAAGAGCAAGUCACCCCCAAAUCAACUUUUUUGCUUAUAAACUAUAUAAUUGAGUGUCUAAUCGUGCUGUAGACAUGUGUGGUCAAUAAUUUGGCACUUUAGUUAAAAUUUUAAUAUUCUGCCCAAGUUGCUGUUAGAGUUGCGCCCUCUUCAGGUAAAACCUCUGCACUACAUUUGAAUUUACAUCUGCCAUCGCUAUUGGCUAAGAGGUACUCGAUUACGUUAGCCGGUACCAUAUGAUGUCUCAAUGCCGUUAUGAGCCUGUGUGUGUGUAUUUGUUAGAAGCUCCGCCCCCUCGGUCUUCCAGGCAACACUUCAUUGUUGCACAUAUUUCAAAAAGGGAAAUGGGAGGAGUUACAUUCUGGUAGGGGGUGACUUGCUCUUUAAUUCAUAAUUAAUCAACAUUAAAAACUAAAACAAUGUAAAAACUAUUUAAUACAUUUGUUUUAUAUAAAGAUCAGACUACAAUGUAGCAUCUACACACCAGCAGAAUCACCUUUAUGUUAUAUUAUACACUCUUUAUUACAAUACAGUACUUUACAAGUUUAACAAAAAGAUGAAAUAAAUACUCAAGAUGUGGCCAAAA